This is a messenger RNA of Scomber japonicus (chub mackerel), 2649 nucleotides long. RefSeq names its product chordin (gene chrd). The transcript is spliced from 20 exons. Gene Ontology annotation, biological process: multicellular organism development. Gene Ontology annotation, molecular function: protein binding. The coding region runs from base 1 to 2649 and encodes 882 amino acids. The record is from RefSeq and is a predicted model, not a curated record. Lineage: Eukaryota; Metazoa; Chordata; Actinopteri; Scombriformes; Scombridae.
AUGCACUGCGUCCAGUGCCUCUGUGAACCUCAAAAGAGUCGCCGAGGCAAGGUGUUUGGGAAAGUAAACUGUAAGAACAUUAAGCAGGACUGUCCGGACCCUGACUGUGAUGAUCCCAUCCUGUUGCCAGGGCACUGCUGUAAAACCUGCCCUAAAGGUGAUGAUGUCAAGAAGCAGACCGACUCCGUGCUGGACAGCUUCGAGUAUUUCCACGAGAAGGGUAAAGGGAAAGAGGACGACCUCCAUAAAUCUUACAAUGAUCGAUCCUACCUGAGCUCCGAGGACGUGGGACCCGGAGAGAGCCGCACCGACUUCGUGGCGGUGUUGACAGGAGUGACGGACUCUUGGCUGCCCAGCUCCAGCGGUGUUGCCAGAGCUCGCUUCUCUCUUACCAGAACCAGCCUGGCCUUCUCCAUCACAUAUCAAAGAAUGGGUCGUCCCAGUAAAAUAGUCUUCCUGGAUUCAGAUGGGACCGCCGCGUUUGAGUACAGGGUACCCAAGGGACAGUCGGACAUGAUCUGCGGCGUAUGGAAGAACCUGGCCAAGCCUCUCCUGCAACAGCUGCAGUCGGAGCAGAUGCGCAUCAGCAUGAGCACAUCUACCAGCAGACAAGAAGAAGUGGAGGGGAAGAUCAUCAAACACAGAGCUCUGUUUGCUGAGACAUUCAGUUCCACGCUGACAUCGGAGGAGGAGAAUUCCGGCAUGGGAGGCAUCGCCAUGUUGACGCUGAGCGACACAGAGAACAACCUCCACUUCAUCCUCAUCCUUCAGGGUCUCAUCAAGCACAAAGACAAAGACCCUCUUCUGGUUCCUAUCCGGGUUCAGCUGAUGUAUCGCCAUCACAUCCUGAGAGAGAUCCGAGCCAAUAUCACCUCUCAUGAUCCAGAUUUCGCCGAGGUGCUGACAGAUCUGAACAGCCGAGAACUGUUCUGGUUAUCUCGUGGUCAGCUGGAGAUCGCCGUGGCAACCGAAGGUCAAGAUCCACUGCAAAUCUCUGGCUUCAUUACAGGCAGAAAAUCUUGCGACACCAUCCAGAGUGUGAUGUCCAGCGGUGAUGCAUUGACUCCAGGGAAGACGGGAGGCGUGGGCUCUGCUAUCUUCAACCUCCAUGAUAACGGCACACUAGACUACCAGGUUCAGGUUGCAGGUCUCACCAGUGAUGCGGUCGGCCUCACGAUCGAGCUGAAGCCGCGGCGGCGUAACAAGCGCUCUGUGCUGUACGACCUGACGCCAGAGUACAGCAAGGCCACGGGCCGGGCCACGGGCAGCUGGAGUCGUUUGGAGGCCCGACACAUCCACAUGCUGCUGCAGAACGAACUCUUCAUCAAUGUGGCCACGGCUCACAACCAGGAGGGGGAGCUGAGGGGGCAAAUCAAGGCCCUGCCUUACAGCGGCCUGGAGGCACCCAGACAUGAGUUGCCCAUCCCUCUGGCUGGCCACUUUGUGUUCCCACCAGUAAGAACCGGUGCUUCUGGCCACGCUUGGGUGUCAGUGGACAAGCAGUGUCACCUUCACUACGAGAUCAUCGUGGCAGGCCUCAGCAAGACCGACGACCUCACUGUGAACGCCCACCUCCACGGCCUCGCUGAGAUCGGAGAGCUGGACGACAGCAGCGCCACCCACAAGAGGCUGCUGACCGGCUUCUACGGCUCACAGGCUCAGGGAAUCUUGAAGGACAUCAGCGUUGAACUGCUUCAACACUUGGACCAAGGAACAGCAUUCAUCCAGGUCAGCACCAAGCUGAACCCCCGAGGAGAAAUGCGUGGACGGGUCCACGUGCCAAACAACUGUGAGUUUGGGACCAGGGGGGAGGUGGAGGAGGCCGAGUUUGACGACCUUUUCGUAAAAGACCCAGAGGAACUGAAGAAAGACCCCCAUACCUGCUUUUUUGAGAACCAACACCACGCUCACGGCUCCCGCUGGACGCCCAACUACGACAAAUGUUUCUCCUGCAGUUGUCAGAAGCGAACUGUGAUCUGUGAUCCGGUAAUCUGCCCGGUGUUGACCUGCUCCAGAACCAUUCAGCCAGAGGACAAGUGCUGCCCGAUCUGUGACGGUGAGCUUUAUAGGACGGAGCCCAAGGACAUGAACGCUCCAGACAGGGUGGAAGAACAUCCUGAAGGUUGCUACUUUGAAGGAGACCAGAAGAUGCAUGCCCCAGGAACUACAUGGCAUCCCUUUGUACCUCCCUUUGGCUACAUUAAAUGUGCUAUCUGCACUUGCAAGGGCUCAACAGGCGAGGUGCACUGUGAGAAGGUGACGUGUCCGGUGCUGACAUGCAGUCAUCCAGUGAGACGGAAUCCCUCCGACUGCUGUAAGGAGUGUCCGGAUGAGGACAGAACCCCUGCAGGCCUGGAGCACAGCGACAUGAUGCAAGCAGAUGGUCCGAGACACUGCAAAUUUGGCAAGAACUAUUACCAGAACAGCGACAACUGGCAUCCCUGGGUACCCGUGGUGGGGGAGAUGAAGUGCAUCAACUGCUGGUGUGAUCAUGGUGUGACCAAGUGUCAGAGGAAGCAAUGUCCAGUACUGACCUGCACCAACAUCACCCGCAGAGAGGGCUCCUGCUGUCCUGAAUGCCUUGAUUCCAAAGAGGAAGACGACCUGACGAUGAAGGCUCCAGACAAAAGGCGAAACUGGAGACAUUGA